AUGUCCGUGGUACAUCGGUUGACGGCAGGGUGGCUCGUGGAUCAUCUCUCUUUCAUCAACCAGUGUGGCUAUCAGAUCUGUGACUCUUUUGCAUACCCUGGUGAUGUCACUCUCAAUAUGUCUGUCACUUCUACUGGAGAUUGUCAUGCUACUUCUACUUUUGCUGCCACCUCUUCAUCGAGAGAUGGUCCUAUUCCUGGUCCCGGAGAUGUGGUAGAAACAGAAGGUAAAACAGCAGAAAAAAGAUACGUGUUUCGGGAGGAGUUCUUUGACAUUUCUAAGCCCCAUAUAGCUGCAGCUCCUGAGGAGCAGCUGUGUCAGGGGUGCCCUGAGGUGAAUCUCACAGAAGUAAAGGCCAUCAGCAACAGAGAGGAACACCAAAAAGGAACCAACAGUGGCAUCAGAGAUUCUGUUGCCAGUGCUAGGAAGAAACGUAAAAGAAAAUGUAUGUUCAACCAAGGUGAGCUGGAUGCUUUAGAAUACCAUUCAAAGGUCAGGAAGCUUAUUUGGGAAGGCACUUUACAUUUAGUCCAAGAAGGACUCAAAAGUGGUUUUCUUCACCGUGCUUCUGCAGAACUCAGUUGCAGGAAGGAUAUUGUUCCUGGCCACCUUGCCUGUGGGUUGGCUGAAUUAUGUGAGAUGGCAAAGCAGUUUCCAGCUGUGAAUGAAAGUGACCGUCAAGCUGUACAUGUGCUAGAUGAUGAAACCGCCAUUCCAGAGCAAGACCUGCUUUCAUGUGUUACAGAAAACAACUCAAACUAUGCAAAGAUAGUUGUGUUAAUGGGGCAGAAGUACUUGGUGCCACCAAAGAGCAGUUUCCUUUUAUCUGAUAUUUCACGUUUGCAGCCCCUGCUGGACUACAAAAAGUAUGAUGUAAUUGUGAUUGAUCCACCGUGGGAGAACAAGUCCGUUAAAAGGAGUAACAGGUACAGCUACUUAUCUUCGUGGCAAAUCAGACAAAUUCCUGUACCAGUACUAGCUGCUCCAAAUUGUCUUGUAGUCACGUGGGUGACUAACAGACAGAAGCACUUACAUUUUGUGAAGGAUGAACUUUAUCCUCAUUGGUCUGUGAAAACACUUGCUGAGUGGCACUGGGUAAAAAUUACUAGAGCUGGAGAAUUUGUAUUGCCUUUGGAUUCUUUACAUAAAAAGCCCUAUGAAGUUCUUGUAUUGGGGAGAGUUCAAGGAGACAAAAAGGAAGCCUUAAGAAAAUCUGAAGAUGUACUCCCGCUUCCAGAACAUAAGUUAAUUGUUAGCGUACCCUGCAGUCUGCAUUCACAUAAACCCCCUCUUACUGUGGUUCUGUCAGAGUUUAUCAAGCCAGAUGUGGAGUGCUUGGAGCUGUUUGCUCGCAACCUACAGCCUGGCUGGACCAGCUGGGGAAACGAGGUUUUGAAGUUUCAGCACAUUGAUUAUUUCACUCUUCUGCAGAAUCAAAACUGA
Messenger RNA from Pterocles gutturalis (yellow-throated sandgrouse), 1443 nucleotides. It is a transcript of the gene METTL4, whose product is annotated as methyltransferase like 4. Gene Ontology annotation, cellular component: RNA N6-methyladenosine methyltransferase complex; nucleus; cytosol. Bases 1 to 1443 code for a protein of 480 amino acids. Gene Ontology annotation, molecular function: site-specific DNA-methyltransferase (adenine-specific) activity; RNA methyltransferase activity; nucleic acid binding. The record is from RefSeq and is a predicted model, not a curated record. NCBI's taxonomy places the organism in Eukaryota, Metazoa, Chordata, Aves, Pterocliformes, Pteroclidae. The transcript is spliced from 8 exons.